Molecule: messenger RNA, 1212 nt
Organism: Penicillium waksmanii
Lineage: Eukaryota; Fungi; Ascomycota; Eurotiomycetes; Eurotiales; Aspergillaceae
Exons: 1
Coding region: 1-1212 (403 amino acids)
Source: RefSeq, a predicted model, not a curated record
AUGGCGUCGCUAAAGCGAGCCAUGAAGCGGCUGGGCUCAAUGGCGAACCUCAAUUCGAUCAAUACUGACGUGCAACAUCUCCCCUCACCAGCUUCCACCCAACCACCCCAAGUGAACCUCCCACAUGUGGACACCCAAUUGAACAUGCAUCAAGUCAACGGUUUAUUCGAAGACGGUUCUCCGGCCGCCGACGGCCUCAGAGGUCGGUUCACCAUGUCCAUGGCGUCAGCUACAUUCCCCCGCGCAUUACUUACCCGACCCGGGGUCAUCCCAUCUACAGAUUCCCACGGCUCCCCCACACAACCCCAAUCACAACCACAAUCACAACCACAACCACAACCACAAUCACAACCACAAUCACAACCCCAACCUCCCAAUCCCUCCUCCGGCAAUCCGACCUCCCCCGCCGAUGAAACACCCACAGAAUGGUCCGCCGUCGGCCACGCCGCAACAGGCAAAUCUGGCCGAGUAAUCCACAACCUCCAAGAAGAGAUCGCGCGACUCCGCCGUGAAUGCAGCGUCUACCGAUCCCGCGCCGAAGAAACCCAACGCUCAAACGAGACCCUAAAAACACAAGCGCAGAACAUGUCCGAGCGCCUCCGAAACCUAGAACAAGUCAACGAGGUCAACCUGAACUCGAUCACGCGCAAAGAUCGCAAAAUCGAAGACCUCCGCGUGGAAAUCCAAAACGAGCGCAAUAAGCGGAAAGAAGCCGAAUCCGCCGCGAGCAAGACAAACGACAUGAUGCGCGAUGAGCGGGAACAUCAUAACCGCGAACAGGCGGAGGCGCAGGAAUUGACGAAAUAUCACCAGACGCAGUACGAGGUUCUGGCUAGCGCGACGAAGCGCGAAAAGACGGAUCUCGGGAGGAGGGUGAAGGUGCUGUUUGAUGAGCUGAAGAGUCUUAAGGGGGCGCAUGAGAAGCAUGUCGUUUCCUCGGAUCAUUUGGAGGUCAUUGCGGAACAGAAGAAUCGGGAAAUUGAGGGGUUGAAGGAAUUGCAUGAGAAAUUACUGGAUACUCAUGUGCAGUACAAGAAGUUCAAGGAUGAUGAGCUUCGGGAUACGCUUGAGCAGGGUCGGGCGUAUAAUGCGCAACUUGAAACGAUGGUUGCCUCGAUGAAGGAGACGGAGGGGAAGAUGAAUUGGGUUAUGCGGCUGCAAGAGAUGCGAGACCAGGAGGGAGAGAGGAGGACCGAGAAAGAGAAGGCAUAA